AUGGCUAAAGUUGCAUCUGACAUUCGAAGAACCUUUCCUCGUACGGACGAAGUGGUCGUCUCGUACAUCUCAGGUCUCAUCGAGGAUGAAGAUGAAGAAGUCGAAGAUAUAGUAGAUAUGACUAGAGGGAUGUUAGACUCUCCCGGGGAGAGCUCGAAGGAUGGGAAAGCCUUGGACGACUUCAUGUCACGUCUUUUAACGUAUCUCGAAAGUCAGUCUUCCAAAAGAAUUCGAAAGACAAACGUUGCCACAAAACUGGACAAAACAAUUCAUAUGAGAUCCCAAGCAAUGUCAGCAACGAUCGCCAUGUCUGGUAAAGUAGAUUUAGAAUCGAAUACAAAAGGACAAGCAUCAAGAGUCGAUUUAGGUAAAUUGGCAAAAGCAGAAGCUAAGAUCAAAGCGAAAGCUGAAAAAAGAUCAAGAAGAGAUCUAUAUCAAGGUUCCAAAUUAAUCGAAUUGUCAAAACAAAAUAAACAAUCUUAUGAAGAAAUGUAUAUGAAAGUCAAUCCAUUGGAUUUAUCAGGUGCCGCAAAAGGAAAAUCAAAAGAUAUUCAUCUUACAAAUAUUGAUGUUUCUUUCGCAAGUAACAGAAUUUUAGCCGGUGCCACCCUCACUAUGGCUCAUGGAAGAAGAUAUGGUCUGAUCGGUCGAAAUGGUAUCGGUAAAUCUACCUUACUUCGUCAUUUAGCAUUGAGAGAAGUGCCCAUUCCUACUCAUAUCUCAGUCUUAUAUGUCGAACAGGAAAUAAGUGGAGAUGAUACUACUGCUCUCGAAUCAGUUCUCCAAGCAGACGUAUGGAGACAUAAAUAUAUUACGGAAGAAAAAGAACUCAAUGUUAAAAUGGAAGAAUUGGAUAAAGCCACUUCCAGAGAAGGUAUCGCUCCAGAAGAAGUUGAAGCACUUGAUAGAGAGAAAGAAGAAGUUUUGAAUACGUUGGGAGAGGUUCAAAAGACUUUGGUUGAUAUGGAAGCUGAAACUGGACCUGCAAGAGCUGGUUUACUUUUGGCAGGUUUAGGUUUCUCUGAAGACGAUCAAAAGAGAAUCACCAGUUCCUUCUCCGGAGGUUGGAGAAUGAGAUUGGCCCUUGCAAGAGCUCUUUUCGUUAAACCAGAUUUACUCAUGUUGGAUGAACCGUCGAACAUGUUGGACUUGAAUGCCAUUGCAUGGCUAGAAGAAUAUUUGCAAACUUGGAAUUCAACCUUAUUGGUCGUCUCGCACGACAGAGCAUUCCUCGAUGCCGUUGCUACCGAUAUUAUCCACCAACACUCUCAAAGACUCGACUACUACAAGGGUAACUUCUCGCAAUUCUACGCUACCAAAAUCGAUCGAGCCAAACAACAAAAGAAAGAGUACGAAACUCAAUUGGCAUACCGACAACAUCUGCAAGCUUAUAUUGAUCGAUGGAGGUACAAUGCCAAUAGAGCUGCACAAGCUCAAUCUAAGAUCAAGAUUUUGGAGAAAUUACCUGAACUUGAACCACCUGAAGUUGACGAUUCAGAAUCAUUCAAAUUCCCUGAUCCUGAAAAGAUUUCACCACCUUUACUCCAACUUGACGAAGCUACAUUCGGUUACACACCUGAGAAAACCAUCUUACGAAAUGUCAAUAUUGACGUACAAAUGGAUAGUAGAAUCGCCGUUAUAGGUCCCAACGGAGCUGGUAAAUCGACUAUGAUUAAACUUUUGACAGGAGAUUUACAACCUAUCGAUGGAAGAGCAUCACAUAAUUCAAGAUGUAGAAUAUCAUAUUUCACUCAACAUUUCGUGAAUCAAUUAGAUAUGACUGUGACUCCUGUCGCAUUCUUACAAUCUAAAUUCCCGGGUAAAGUGGAACAAGAAUAUAGAUCUCAUUUAGGUUCUUUUGGUAUAACUGGUCUAACAGGUUUACAGAAGAUUGAUACUUUAUCGGGUGGUCAAAAAGCAAGAGUCGCUUUUGCGGUUCUAUCAAUGCAAAAGCCUCAUAUCUUAUUGUUGGAUGAGCCCUCGAAUCACUUGGAUAUUGAAGGUAUAGACGCUCUGAUCGACGCCAUUAAAGUAUUCAAAGGAGGUGUUAUCUCAAUCUCGCACGACGAAAGAUUCAUCACCAACACUUCUAAUCAACUUUGGGUUUGCGCCGAUGGUAAAGUCACUAAGUUCAUGGGAGACGUCGAGAGUUACAAGAAGAUUGUCACGGAAGAAUUACAAGCCAAACUACGACCUUGA
Molecule: messenger RNA, 2199 nt
Organism: Kwoniella shivajii
Lineage: Eukaryota; Fungi; Basidiomycota; Tremellomycetes; Tremellales; Cryptococcaceae
Exons: 11
Coding region: 1-2199 (732 amino acids)
Molecular function (GO): ATP hydrolysis activity; ATP binding
Source: RefSeq, a predicted model, not a curated record